AUGUCAAUCAAUUUGCAAUUCACUAUUUAUAGGUUCUACUCUUCUUGUUAUGACUUAGAAGUUUACUUUGAAAAAGGAUAAGAUAAGUUUAAGAUGAAACAACUCUAUAACCUUUAAUAAGAUGGAACAUAAUACUUACCAGUCAACGUAUUUUUAGAAUUUCCUGUUUAUGAAAUCUAAUCAAUAUGUAAUCCAGACGAAUAUUCCUAAUACAUCAACUAUUGCUCUCUUAUUUUUAAAAUACUAAGAAAGGGUACUUAGGAUGAAGUAGCGUAAUCUAAAAUAAUUUUAGAAACUGUCUAUAACUAGUACUCUUACAUACGCUACAUUUCUUGGGUAAGAGUAGCUGAUACAGAAUAAAGAUUGACAUAGUUUCGAAACUCAUAAAAAUAUUAAUCGAUUUAAUAACCUUAGAAUAAUUUAGUUAUCACUGCCUCAUAAUAUUAACCCCUCAAGCAAGAUCCUUACUACCCAAUAAAAGUGGCAUUUUUUAUAGAUAAUUUACCAAACAUCCAAACUACAGUAAAGUAUGACCCAGAUUCUCUGAUUUACAAGAGCUUUAUCUAGCAAAAAUAUAUUAAAAUUAAAUUUGAGAAUUAUCCUACUCUUUACAUUUUAAAAGCUUAAGUAGGACUUACCUAUAAUAUAAAUUCUACAGAAUUUACUCAAAGAAAUUCUACUCUUAUUACUUUAAAAGAUAAUGCUCUUUCAAUCAACUUCUAAAAUUCUUUUGAGAUAGUGCAAGAAAUCUUGCUAUAAGAUAAAGUAGUGACCAUUAAGAUGUUCUUGAGAAUAAAGCUUGUCUUAGAUAGUUAUUUCUUAAUUGAGAGGCUUCCUUUUUAUGACGAGAUUUUGCCCUAAGAAAAGCCAGAAGAUUCUUAAGCAUUAAUAAUUUUGAAAGAAUAUUAUGGAUUCUUAGUGGUUUUUGCCAUUGUGUUAGCUUUCUUUUUGGUUUCAAUCUUUAUCAUUAAAAAAAUUUAAAAAAAUUAAAGUAUUCUAAAAAAUACUGGUUUUAUUAGAUAAAAUUCUGAUGAAGAAAACAGUCCUUACAAUAUAAAUGUUAACUUAUAAAUGAGUUAAUCUGAUGAAAUAAAAAUAUGA
Tetrahymena thermophila SB210 is the source of this 1101-nucleotide messenger RNA. RefSeq names its product transmembrane protein, putative. The record is from RefSeq and is a predicted model, not a curated record. NCBI's taxonomy places the organism in Eukaryota, Ciliophora, Oligohymenophorea, Hymenostomatida, Tetrahymenidae. The transcript is spliced from 2 exons.